AGCGAGUCGCAGCAGCCUCCUCCUCACAUCUACCUCGCUAUGUCAGUAUUAGCGCCGAUUAUCUGUGACAAUGGCACUGGAUACUCCAAAGUCGGCUUCGCAGGAAAUUCAGAUCCAUCCUUUGUAUUCCCGACAGCUAUUGCGACGCGCGGCUCCGGUCCCCAGUCCUCGAACGCCCCCGCCGUCCCAUCCAAGCCUGGGCAUCUCGCAUCGAAACGUGGAGUAGAAGACUUGGAUUUCUUCAUCGGCGAUGAAGCAUUGGCAAACGCAAAGACUCCAGGAUACGGGGUACACUACCCCAUUCGCCACGGCAUGAUCGAUAAUUGGGACCACAUGGAGCGCUACUGGGAGCAGACGAUCUUUAAGUAUCUGCGCGCAGAGCCUGAGGACCACUACUUUCUUCUGACUGAACCGCCCCUCAACGCGCCGGAGAACAGAGAACAAACUGCCGAAAUCUUCUUCGAAUCGUUCAACAUCCAAGGUCUGUACAUCGGCGUUCAGGCUAUUCUCGCCCUUGCCGCGUCGUGGUCCUCAAAGCGCGUGGAACAUCGUACUUUGACCGGCACCGUCAUCGACUCCGGCGACGGUGUGACCCACGUCAUUCCUUGUGCGGAGGGGUAUGUUAUCGGGAGCGCAAUCAAGCAUAUCCCCAUCGCUGGACGAGACAUCUCUCAGUUCGUUUUGAACCUGAUGCGAGAGCGCGGAGAGAUGGCUUCUGUCCCUCCUGAAGAUCAGCUGCGUGUGGCUAGCCGAGUGAAGGAGAACUACAGCUAUGUCUGCCAAGACAUCGUCAAGGAGUUCAGAAAGUACGAUGCGGAACCGUACAAGUACUUUGAACGAUAUGACGGUGAGCACAGCGUCACGGGACGGAAAUACUCGAUCGAUGUUGGCUACGAACGAUUCCUUGCGCCCGAGAUCUUCUUCAACCCGGAAAUCUACUCUUCGGAUUUCUUGACUCCACUGCCGGAGAUCGUCGAAGAGGUCAUCAAACAGUCGCCGAUUGAUGUUCGGCGGGGUCUUUACAAGAAUAUUGUGCUGUCCGGCGGCUCUACGAUGUUCCAACACUUUGGCCAGCGCUUGAAGCGUGACCUGAAGCAGCUUGUGGACCGUCGUUUGGCCGCUAGUGUGACUGCCAGUGGGGGGACCCAGCAGUCAUCCGGUGUCGAAGUGGAUGUCAUCUCGCACAAACGUCAGCGGUAUGCUGUGUGGUACGGUGGUUCGCUGUUGGCCUCUCUGGACGAGUUCUACACUUCUUGCCACACGAAGGCACAGUACGACGAAAUCGGCCCUAGCAUUUGCCGGCGCUACCAGAUCUUCGGUAGUGCGACGUAGCACAGUACGAUACAACAGCUGGAUUAUAAUAUUAUGGGCGCCAUCCAAACAGCGAU
Molecule: messenger RNA, 1388 nt
Organism: Mycena citricolor
Lineage: Eukaryota; Fungi; Basidiomycota; Agaricomycetes; Agaricales; Mycenaceae
Source: the annotation of a GenBank genome assembly